Molecule: messenger RNA, 672 nt
Organism: Penicillium expansum
Lineage: Eukaryota; Fungi; Ascomycota; Eurotiomycetes; Eurotiales; Aspergillaceae
Product: DUF3431 domain-containing protein
Exons: 3
Coding region: 1-672 (223 amino acids)
Source: RefSeq, a predicted model, not a curated record
AUGGAUAAAAAUCCCGAGACAGAGCUACUCGCUGCAAACUCCUCUCGCGGUCGCGAGGCCUCGGCUUAUCUUUCGUUCGUUGUCGACCUAUACAAUGAGCUCCCCGAAUACUCAAUUUUUCUCCAUGCCAAUCCCGACCAGUGGCAUAACGACUUGUUUGGUCCCAAAACAAGCAGUGCUUUGCACAGCCUACGCCGCGAAGCAGUGGAUGCGAUGGGGUAUUUGAACCUGCGCUGUACGAAUGACCCAGGCUGUCCGAUUCACGUCAAUCCCAAUAACCCCACGCAAACAGACAUUGACAAGAAUGAUGCCCGAGCAAACUUUCGGAGGAUAUACAAGGACAUAUUUGGAGAAGAUGCGGACGUCCCGGAACAUAUUGGUGGAAUCUGCUGCGCGCAGUUUGCGGUCAGCCGAGCACGCAUCUGGCAGCGACCCAAAAGCGAUUAUAUCCGUAUGCUGAACUGGGUGAAUGAAAAGAGUGUGCCGCUUGUUGAUGAUUACGGUGUUGGGUGGGUGUUUGAAACUUUGUGGCAUAUAGUGUUCGGCAUGGAAGGGGUCCAGUUAUUGCCCUCUUUACGAACAAUGCCGGUGCGACAACUAUGGAUGGUGUGGACCCUUGCCAUCUGGAAAAACUCUUACGGCCAUUAUGGCACCACAAAAGAAGCUGCCUAA